Molecule: messenger RNA, 440 nt
Organism: Bubalus bubalis (water buffalo)
Lineage: Eukaryota; Metazoa; Chordata; Mammalia; Artiodactyla; Bovidae
Product: small EDRK-rich factor 1-like
Exons: 2
Coding region: 1-243 (80 amino acids)
Source: RefSeq, a predicted model, not a curated record
AUGUUGCCCAGAGAUGAAGAUACUGAGGCCCUGAGAGUCUGGCCUGGCCUGAAAGGUCGGGCAGGUGGAAAUCAACGAGAACUUGCCCGCCAGAAAAACAUGAAGAAAUCCCAGGAAAUUAGUAAGGGAAAAAGAAAAGAGGAUAGCCUGACUACCUCUCAGAGGAAGCAGCGGGACUCUGAGAUCAUGCAAGAAAAGCAGAAAGCAGCCAAUGAUAAGUCUAUGCAAACAAGAGAGAAAUAAUGACUAUGUGGAAAACCUGGGUGCUACUGCAAACUAGUUGUAUCAUAAGCUCUAUGAUCAAGAUUUUGUAGAGUGAACAGUCAGUACUUGCUAUGCUAAGUCACUUCAGUCGUGUCUGACUCUGUACGACCCCAUAGACGGCAGCCCACCAGGCUCCCCCGUCCCUGGUACUCUCCAGGCAAGAUCACUGGAGUGGG